CCUUUGUAAAUGAGCCGAGCAGCAGCCUGAUAAUGAGGUUACGUUAUUGCAGGCAGUCAAUACAGAUGAACUAUUGCAACAUGGUGGAGCUGUGCAGUGAGUAGCUGCGGUUCUGUUCUUCAAUUGUGCUAUGUUUGGUCAGGUCUUUGUAUACAAUGAGGGAAUCGUUUGCUUUACACCACAUGAAGAAAACUAAGGAAAAGAGUCGCGAGUGAAGAAUUCGAGAUGAUCCGCCAGGCAACAGACGUCCAGGAGUCAGUGCUGCAGGGUGUCUUCUCUCCGCCUCUGCCUGCUGAUCAUGUGCUCAACUCUGGAGCUGUGUUGUUCCCUGGAGCUUUUGAUCAACAUGGCUGCCAUUUGAUUGUGUUUCCAGUCGAUGGACAAGCCAAACUCUCAUCAGCACUCAGCAAAGCAGAAGUGGUACACUUCAUAAACUACUUUCUGUGUCUGUACAACAAGAUGCAGGAAAAAGAGAGUUUGGUGUCAGUGGUGGCUGAUCUGACACAUGCUUCUCUUCCUACGACAAGGUUCAUCGCUGAGACUCUGCUCCUGCUUGAGCUGCACAAGCGGACAAUCCACACUGUAUAUAUAACUAAGCCCUUAAAAAAGGAUGUUUUCAAGUUGUUGCUGAAAAUCCUGGCUCCAUCAAAGUCUCACGCUGCCUCAUUCAAGAGAGUUUUUCUGAAAGGAAUCCCAGAGCUUUCCAACUACAUUGACAAAAGCCAACUAACAACAUCUCUGGGUGGCUACUUUAUUUACUCUCACCAGAGCUGGGUAGCCUUCAUUAAGGAGAUUGAUGCUUUUGUCCUUGAGUUCCUGUCCGUGGUCCAGCAACUGCCCUCAUUUAUCUCUGCCUUGCAAGCUCUGUCCAGGCUGCCCCUUCCCGCCACUUUCAUUGAACUCCAUCACUUCUCCUCCACCAACAAGGCCAAGUUCCAGCAGCUUAGGAGAGAGCUGGGAUUGGAUGAGCUAUUGAGACAUUGUGAGAGCAUGGUCCAGAAACUGCGUCAUCCUGAGAUGGAGCCAUGCUACCAGGCAAUGGCUGGGACUGCCCUCUUCACCCACACUGCCUUUGACAUGCUUCAGAACCACAGCAGGAUCACUGCAGCUGUGGAAAAGGUGGAGAUGCUGUUGCAACAGGCCUUUUCUAAAGCUAAUUUGCAGCUGCAAGUGUUCCAGCUACAAGAGGAUGCACUGUUGAUCACAGAGCAAAUUGAAACACUUCAAGAGAAGCUUCAGCCUUACAAAGUAGAGAUUGCCAAGGAUGCUGCAGAGGGGGUGAAUUUGGUCUCCCAGUUUGAAGCAUCCAUUCACACUCCUGCUAUGGCACUUGUUCGCUGUGCUGAAGAUUUGAUCCACACUUUAGCAGAGAUCCUGCCGUUUGACGAUCAGAGUGGGGAACACUGGGUUCUGGAUCUGGAAAGGCUGAAGGAGAAACUCCAGUCUACUGUGCACAUCAUUGUUCAAACCCUCAGAGCAGUUUCCAACUACCAUCACUGCUACAACAAGGCAAACCACUGGUAUAGUCUUGUCCUCUGUGAGAACUUCCUCCAGGAGCUGCUGUCAGGUGUUACAGAUCGUGCUCUCCCACAGCAGCAGAGGAGGAACUGGGAAUCGAUCCCUGCAUGGAGGCACAGACUGUCUACUUUCUUGAAGAAGAAUCCCCCUCCCAGUAUGGAAGAACUGCUGUAUCUGGCUCAUCUGUCUAUUGCCAUCCCAGAUAAGGAGAUUCAGCAGAAGGGCAAGAAGAUGUCUCAGCAGUGCAUGAUCCUGAGGAAGCUUCUAAUUUCUUCAGGACCUGUGGCUGUCAGUCACGUACAGCUGGCCUUACAGUGGCAGUUUGAGUUAUUGCGGAGCAGCCAUGUGAAUCUGCCAUCUGGUGACAGCGCUACAAAUAUAACAACCAAAGAUGUUAAAGACGGCCCUUCAGAGUUUGGCCUCACUAGAUGUGAAACCGCUAAGGAAUCGGGAUUUGAUGGAACAAUGAUUAGCCAGCUGAAGGCCGGGGUAGGGAGGGAAGGAGUAGAGGUCUUGGGUAAACCAGACAGAACCAGAGACUCUGGGAGACCUGCCACACCUCAAAUCCCCAAAGAGUGUGUUUCAGGUUUUGAGGAUGACAGACUGGCAUUUGACUUUGGUUCUGUGGAAAACUCAUCCAGGGCUAACUUCCAGAUCAUCCCCAAAGAAACCAUGGAUUUUCUCAACUUUGAGAUCCAAGUAAAUCGCUCGGCUGCACUACCCAGUAACCCUUGGCUUAGCUUGCCGAUAGACAAUCUGGAGCACUCAUAUACUGUCACCAUCACUCAAAAUCCAACACCACAGCAGAGAGAUGUUGAUCUGUAUGGUCUGUCAGACCCCCACACUAAUGCCAAUCGCUCUGACAGAUCUCAAGAUCAGCCUACACAGACUGAGUUGCUGAGCAGUAUACAGAGCAGGGAUGGGAUACUACAUUCACAAAGCAAUCUGGAGGAUCCUGAACAAAGUUCCAUUGGUGACAUGCUCUCCAGCGCCAUUACAGAUGUAACAGAGAAGUCCACCUACACCACAGAAGGGAAUCAUACUCUUCUCUGGGAUUCAUAUGACCUCCAUGAUCAGAAUCGGAAUCCUUUGGAUGGUGUGAUUGAUAUUUCCCUUAAGGACUGGGAUAUGAAGGAGCAGGAGGGUUUGACAGAUGUGAAGAAGAUCCUGGACAGGACUAAUGAAAUAUUGGAGGAGGAAGAAAAUAUUCUGGCUCAGGAGGCUGUGCUGGAGGCCCUGCUGAGGUCGGAGGACGAGCACAAUCCUUGGCCACUGUGCGACAGUGAGGACCACCUUUGUGUGAUGUCCUCUAGUAAGUUGUCCAAAGCUGGUGUUAUUGGCCUGAAGGAGGACUACUUUGACCCUGCAAAAUCUAAUGACCUCAGUGACCUCAGAUCAACUGGAUCUUCAAGUGAAACGAAGGCCCCUGAAGAUGAUGCAUACUGCACAGGAGAUGCAACAGAAGCAGAUGCAGUAACAUUUCACAGCAGGCUAGACUUGUUGACAGAGCUAAGGGAAGUCCAUGUUCUGGACAAACUAUUCAUUGAGGAAAAUUUAAAGAUCUGUGAGCUCUGGCACUGUGAAAACCCGAACAAUAAACUCUUGGGGAAAAAGCCUUCAGAUACAAAUGGGCUGAGUGUGAGCAAAGAAAUGGAGGUUUUUGCAUUACAACUGGAAAAGGAGAAAGGGGAGGUGCAGAAGCUUGAGAAGAGUUUGGACAAAGAGGUUGUAGCGAAGAAGCACAAGGACCGAGCUAAAAAGGUUGUAACGUGUUCUAUAAUGGAGAAGGCUAGAACUGAUAAGGAGGACCGGCCACUUUGUGAUGAGCUUUUAUCAGGUAGAUGUAAGACGCCACAGAGAACAUAUCAGGACCAGAAUGAGGAUACAUGUAAGGUUGAAAAUAUUCAAGCAGAAUUGGGUUCUGAUGUUACUGAAGAAGCUUCACCACCUGAUGAUGUGCCUCAGUGUCAAGAUCUUACUUGCUUUAAGGCUGAUCCAACUUUACAUAGUGAACAUAUGUUAAACAGUACCUAUGAUUUGAAAGAGCCCAAACCAGAAAUUUCUUUAACCCCUGAGAUGAGGCUGCAUGAUGGAUCACUCCUUCCUCCUGUGCCUAAGCCAAGAAAAGCUUCACUUCCUGUGAACUGCAGCCUCAGAGAACCCAAAACUCAUUCACCAGAGCAGUUGAAUCCAGCUCUAUUUUCAACUGCUGAGGAUCCUGGUUUUGUACAACUUGCUCUACAAGAUGAACCACUUGAUGCACUGAUAGAAAACGUGACUCCAUGGAAGAGAUGA
Messenger RNA from Monopterus albus (swamp eel), 3813 nucleotides. RefSeq lists its product as uncharacterized. Gene Ontology annotation, molecular function: guanyl-nucleotide exchange factor activity. Gene Ontology annotation, cellular component: cytoplasm; extrinsic component of membrane. The coding region runs from base 226 to 3813 and encodes 1195 amino acids. The record is from RefSeq and is a predicted model, not a curated record. NCBI's taxonomy places the organism in Eukaryota, Metazoa, Chordata, Actinopteri, Synbranchiformes, Synbranchidae. The transcript has 17 exons.